Molecule: messenger RNA, 399 nt
Organism: Ceutorhynchus assimilis (cabbage seed weevil)
Lineage: Eukaryota; Metazoa; Arthropoda; Insecta; Coleoptera; Curculionidae
Source: the annotation of a GenBank genome assembly
AUGGAGAAACGUGUUUGGAAUAGGGAAGAAGCUACCAUGUUGAUAGAAAAUUUUGAACUGUAUCCUGAAUUAUGGGAAGUACAUUGUAAAGAUUUUAAGAAUAGGGUGAUGAAGCAAGCCGCUCUAGAAAAAUUAACAGGACUAUUCGAGACAUCUGAAAAUAAAAUUCAACGCAAGUUACACAAUUUAAGAACGCAAAUGAAUCAAGAGUGGAGGAAAAUUCAGAAGAGGAAGAGUGGAAAAGGAACAAAUGAAACAUACAAGAGCACAUGGGAGUUUUUUGAUUCUUUGAAAUUUAUAAUAACUGCAAACGCUCAAAGUUCUACACAGGAUAAUCUGAUCAGCUCAGAUUUUGAACAACUCCAUUCUUUGGAAUGUGUUAACAUCUUGUUGACAUAG